AUGAGUCAUUUUGUGAAAGAUCUUCAUCUCCACACUGGACUAGAAUAUUAUACUCAUCAGAUUCGAUACAACGUCCAAGACAAACAAACGGAUAAAAAAGAUAUUUUCAAUGAUAAUACAUAUCAAUGGCAUCCAGAACUAUCGAAGCAUGGGAACUCUACCUAUUACGUCGAAGAGGAUAAGCUGAAUAUUCGAGCCCAAAUCCUGAAGAAAAACUGGAACCGAGAAGACGAACCAGCGAGUGGAAGCGUAGUUUUGGCUACAAACAUCAAAAUUAUCGACCAUUUUCUAAGCGAUAAAAAAUCAAAGCAUCCAUUUCAGUCAAAACGAACGUAUUAUGUCAUAUUGAUCUAUAGAGAACCACUUAUAGAAGAUGACAAUUGGGAUCGAUUGGCUAGCAGAAUUUUAGCAAAACUGUGGAAAGUUCAUGGCAUAUUGAAUGCUAUUGUUCUUGCCACUUGCAGACAAAAUAGUGUUGGAAUCUUUGAUCCAUUUGCAAAUACACGCCACUUAAAUAUUACCGAUCCAAAUGUCGAUGAAUGGGGAAUCUACCGAAGUUUCCCCAUGAAAUACCUCGACCAUACGGACAACUGGCUUGUCCAGAAAGAUUAUUCCCUCAAUAGCUUUCCACUGACUGUUUCAAUAUUCAAUCGACGUCCAACGAUGGUACGCGAAAUUCCAAAAUAUUUUGCACAGACUCAUUACGCUCAAGGCAUGAAAAUGUCCGGCUAUGGUGGUAUCGAUGGUUUUUUACUUGGAAGUUUAUCCAAAGAAAUGAAUUUCACAGUGAAUGCAAUAAUGCCCAAAGACAAUUAUACUUACGGAUAUAAAGUGGGUGGCGAGUUCACCGGGGCGCUUGGCGAUAUACUAUAUGGCCGAGCCGAUGUUGCUUUCAACGGAAGAUUUCUUAUCAAUUAUGGAACCACCGACAUCGAAUAUAUGUCACCGACCCAUGGUGAUGAGUCUUGCGUCGUUAUGCCGGCUGCCAGAAAACCACCGCAAUGGAAAACCUUUUUCAAGUGUUUCGAUGUUUAUUUCUGGUCAAUUUUUUUCGUGAUUACAUCAGGUUCAAGCAUAAUUUUUCCAAUACUCAAGCAUCAUCAAGAGAAACUGGAACGAAGAGUCCUGCGUGAAUCACUUUUGUAUCGCGAUUUUAAGAGUUUCGUUGUGGAGAAAGAAAUUAGAGUGAAAGACAUCAUUUUCGUCACAUGGCAAGUGAUGGUCGGAAUGAAUGCAGCUCUACCUUUACAGACGAUUGAACGAUUUUUAAUUGGAGUGUGUCUUUUGGCCAAUAUCAUCAUUGGAGGAUCAUUCGCGAGCUCGUUGUACACCGCUUACACUAAAACCACAAAUGUAAAUAUUGACACCCUUAGUGAGUUGGACAGUACUGGUUUGCGAAUCAUCACUUCGACACCAUCAUUACUCAACACAUUUGAAAGUUGGCAAACUAAUUCAACUGUACUACAAUCAUUGAAAGAUAAACUAUUUCUUGAAUAUUCUGAAAUCAGUGCGCUUGAUCGUGUAGCCGAAAUUCGUGAUGUGUGCAGCAUUGAACGCUAUCCAGAUGUGCUUAUUAAACUAAAGACAAAAUACUUCAAUAGAGAUGGUAGCUCAAAACUCCACUUGGUCAAAGAAUGCCCCCGUCACUAUUUCCUCACCUAUAUCGUUUACAAAGACUGGCCGCUCUUAUUUCGGUUCAACAAAGUCGUUCAACGUCUUACUGAAGGAGGCUUCAGUCGUUUAUGGUAUGAGAAAACAGCAGAGGCUUUCAUUAUGAACUCAUACGUGCAAAACCAAACGCAACAGCAAGAAAAUCGUCGCAGACCAUUCUCAUUGAAGGAUAUUCAAGGACCAUUUUACGUUUUGAUUGUUGGUUACAUUAUUUCAUUUAUUGUCUUUUCGGUCGAAAAAUUCAUUUUAACGCCAGAAAAAUUAUACAAACUGAAAAGUUUCAUGUGGCCAGUCAAAGUUAUAGUCAUCGAUUUUGAGCAGAGUCGCCGCAAUAG
Molecule: messenger RNA, 2006 nt
Organism: Sitodiplosis mosellana (orange wheat blossom midge)
Lineage: Eukaryota; Metazoa; Arthropoda; Insecta; Diptera; Cecidomyiidae
Exons: 5
Source: RefSeq, a predicted model, not a curated record